Molecule: messenger RNA, 4650 nt
Organism: Anthonomus grandis grandis
Lineage: Eukaryota; Metazoa; Arthropoda; Insecta; Coleoptera; Curculionidae
Product: ras-specific guanine nucleotide-releasing factor 2-like
Exons: 22
Coding region: 1-4446 (1481 amino acids)
Biological process (GO): positive regulation of GTPase activity; Ras protein signal transduction
Cellular component (GO): plasma membrane
Molecular function (GO): protein binding; guanyl-nucleotide exchange factor activity
Source: RefSeq, a predicted model, not a curated record
AUGGAUCUUCCUAGAUUGCAAGCAAUUUCGGUAGGGCCAUCGACCAGUUUGCCAUCUUCGGAAUCUGCCGAACCAACAGAGAUAUCUAAGGACCCCAAAAAAACAACUGGCUUAUCUCUGAGUCCUAAGAUGCAACGGUCUAUAAAACUUAAUGAAACUCAAAUUCUGUACUUAUCCGAAAGGGCUAAUGGAGAUAAAACCUAUGACGGACCGUUAUGGAAAAAAUCACAUACAUCUGGGAAAUGGCAGCUUAGGUAUUUUUUACUUUACCAGAACCUUUUAUUUUAUUACGAAAGUAAAGAUAAAAGAGAUCGUCCAUUGGGAAUAAUUUUUUUAGAAGGUUCAUAUAUUGAUCGAAUAAUUUAUACCGAUCCUAAGUUAUUGCCUCCUACUCCUGAUAAAAAUUUCUGUUUUCAAAUCAGUUUUGGAAGUGAUAACGUGAGAGUCUUUGAGCUUUUUGGUAUUGAUGAAACUGAUACUCUGAUAUGGAUUCAUGAACUGGAGAAAGCAAGUUUCAGCAAGCAACAUUUAGAAAUGCAAAAAGUCACUGCAAAACAUUUGCAUAUUAUUCAAGUUGUUGAAGCUGAACAAACUGCAAAAUGGCAAUUUUCCUUGCACUGCGAAGAUAUGCAUGCAGAAAUGAGGUUUCUUAGAGAAGAAUUAACUGCUUUAAAACGUCAACGACGUGUCGAACUUUCUCAUUUUGUGUCAAACAUGGGGCAUACCUGCAUGAACGUGGACGAUACAAAUUGUCUUUGCUGUAUUUAUGAAGAUCUGCAGGGCAAUGAAGAAAAAUUAUCGAAACUUAAGAAGGUGCAGAGUUUUUUUCGAGGUUGGCUUUGUCGUAGAAAGUGGAAGCAAAUUGUAGAACAAUACAUAAGAAGUCCACAUGCCGAUUGUUUAAGGAAAAGAAAUAAUGUUGUUGUUCAAUUGGUGGAGUCUGAGGAGGAAUACAUUCAGCAAAUGGAAGUUUUAGUUAUAUGCUUUUUAAGGCCCUUUAAAAUGGCCGCUUCAUCUAAGAAGCCACCGUGCACUCAUGACGAUGUAAAUUCAAUAUUUUUAAAUGCCGAAACAGUUUUUUUUCUUCACCAAAUAUUUUUAAAAGGGCUGACCGCCAGACUGGAAAACUGGCCUACACUUAUUUUAGGUGAUUUAUUUUCAAUGCUUUUACCAAUGCUUAGCAUUUAUCAAGAAUAUGUUAGAAACCACCACUAUUCUUUACAAGUUUUAACGGAAUGUAAACAAAAUCCAUUAUUCCAUGCAACUUUGAAACGGCUUGAGUCGAAACCUAUUUGCACUGGAAGGUCGCUGGAGACUUUUCUGACUUACCCCAUGCAUCAGAUUCCCAGAUACAUCAUUACGCUACACGAGCUUUUAGCCCAUACCCCAUAUGAGCAUGUCGAACGAAAAAGUUUAGAAGCAGCUCAAGUUCAAUUGGAAAAAUUGUCUAAGCAAAUGCACGACGAGGUUUCAGAGACAGAAAAUCUUCGAAAAAACUUAGCGGUUGAACGUAUGAUCGUAGAAGGUUGCGAUAUUUUGUUGGACGUAAAACAAAUCUUUGUCAGACAAGGAACCCUUAUUCAAAUCAGAACCGAUAAGCAAAGGGAUAAAUUUAGAGAUUUGCAUAAAUUUAAAGCUUUUAAUACCAGAGAAAAAAUUCACAGGGAGGUGUCAAGGCAGUGCUUUCUCUUUACUUAUCAUCUCAUUAUCACAUCUAGGGAGCAGGAUGAGCAAGCGUAUAGUUCAGGUUCAUCGAUAUCUACAGAUUUUAAUACCUAUUACCAAGGUCGUGACUUUAAGCUCGUGCUAGAUAAUACAAUGCUUGAUAAUCCUGUUAUUAUCCAUUUUGUAGCCCCUACUGUAAGCGAUAAAGCCGCUUGGAUCUCAGACAUCGCCGGAUGCAUAGAUAAUGCUCAAUUUAGCGAAAUAUGCAAACCUGUAAUGGCUGAAACUAGUUCAAUCAAUCUCCCUCAAUAUAUAAAAAAUGAUCCUAGAUUGUUUAAUGAUGAGGUUGAUAUAAAGUUUUCGAAAACGUUAAAUUCUUGCAAGAUUCCCCAUAUUAAAUAUGCUACUCCAGAUAGGUUAUUAGAGAGACUAACUGACUUGCGUUUUCUUUCUAUUGAUUUCCUGAAUACAUUUUUAAUAACGUACAAAAUAUUUACAACUGGAAUUCAAGUUCUGACAUCUUUGAAAAGAAUUUAUUAUGCAAGUUUGGAGAAAGAGAAAGAACGGAUGAUGAUGCCAGAAUAUAUGUCAAAUAUUUACCAGGAAGAGAAAAAUACUCUGCAAAUUUAUGCGGAUUACCGAAGAAGAAAUAGCAUAACACCUAUUCCGCUAAGAAGAACUAGUGGUGCAAGUUCAGUUUCUGGAUAUUGCUCUGAAACUAGUGAUAGAGAUCGUUCUUCAAGUUACGAUUUUCAAAAUCAGAGGCAAUUUAGAAAUGUGGUGUUUGCAAAAUCGGAUGAUGGAGAGACCUCUAGAAGACCGUCCACUUCGCUUUACCCUUCAGAACGAAAGAGAAGCGGACCUAAAACAAUAUUCAUUAAAGUUGAUUCUUAUGAAGAAGCACCUGAAGAGGAGGAGAAGGAUGAGGAAGAAGAAAGUAGAGUAAAAAUCCAAACUUUAGGGCGAGUUACUGCCAGUAGUAUGACGGAAGAUAUUAAUGAAAUAUCAGAUGAGCCCACUUUAACAGAAAUUGGCAUCGACCCAUGCCGUUCUUGUGGGCAAGAAAUUCCUACUCAGAAACUAACAAUCGAGCAACGGCGACGAUAUGAUCUUUUAGAAGAAAAACGGCAAAACAGAAAAAAGUUAGAGGAUCGAAGAAGAUCGGAUCUAGAAAUGGAAAGUGUAUCUCAAGAUUCGCAAGAGCUAAGAAGAAAAUCAGAUAUUAUAACAGAUAGAAAAAGGUCCCUUUUGUCUGAUGAUUUUCAUAGAAGUUUAGUAGGAAGGCGGCAAUCAGAUAUUUCUGAAAGGAUUAGAUUGGAUCGCGACAGAAAACAGUCUGAGUUGACUGAACGAAGACUUAGUGGGCUAUCUAGACCAGUAUUAUUAAGAAAUAACUCAAUAUCUAUUGAAGAACGUAGAACAUCAUCACCGAUAUUAGAAGAGCGUAAGAGAUGGUUCUUCCAGACAUUUUAUCAACGUUCUCAAAAAGAAGGAAAUCGCGAUGAGCCCAUUUUUUCAAAAAUGACUCCGGCAGCAAGAACCAGUUUUCAGGUUGACUCAGCUUCAUCUUGUAUGAGUAAGCCAGGAGUUAUAAUUAGCGGAAUAAAAAGGGCUAAACGGAGAAGUAGUUCUUCAUAUGCCAGUACAGCAUUCGCUAUAGCGACAUGUGCUGCAGAUAACCCAAUUUCUCUACAAUAUCAACCGCCACAACCUUGUAAUAAGCCCCACAAAACUAAAACCUUAGAGCAUAUUAUAUCAACUGCCGCUACUAUGAGAGUUUUAAAUGUUUUAAGACACUGGAUUUCCAAACAAGGAAAAGAUUUUAAAGAAGACAGCGAGCUGAAGCGUCAGACAAGAGAAUUUUUGGAAGACAUUCGAUGCAAUCCUAAUCUGACUUCGGCAGAACAUAAAUCAGCUGCUCAAUUAAUUAUUCUUUUAGAUAAACGGGAUGAGGAUGAUAAACCAGUGGUAGAUCUGGUUAAGCUUCUUAGUCCGCCUUUGAUACCGAAUAAAGAAAAUAUCUACAGUUUAUCCGCUUUGGAAAUUGCUGAACAACUAACAUACUUAGAUCACCAAAUAUUUAUUCAGAUUGGCCCUGAAGAACUAAUGGGAGUUGCAUGGAUGAAACCAGAUAAAGAAGAAAAAGCGCCACAUAUAGUAAUGAUGACCAAAAGGUUUAAUGAUGUUUCACGCAUUAUAGCCACGGAAAUUAUUAGAAAAACAGAUAUAACUGAACGUGCUGAGACGAUUGAGAAAUGGGCUGCUGUAGCUGAUAUCGUUAAAUGCCUUCACAAUUUUAAUGGUAUUUUACAAAUCUGCUCCGCGUUUACUAAUGCUGCAGUUUUUCGAUUAAAGUCUACUUGGGAUAAAGUAUCAAAGACCGCAAAAAAAUCAAUAGAAAGUCAUCAAAAGCUGGUAUCUUCAGAUUGCAGAUUUAGGUCUUUGCGGGAGGCUUUACAUAAAUGUGACCCUCCAUGUAUACCAUACUUAGGAGUUUACCUCACUGAUCUUUCUCUUAUCGAAGAGGGUACUCCUAAUUUUAUCGAUAAUGAUCUUUUGAACUUUUCAAAAAUGAGAAUGAUUGCCCAUAUCAUCCGGGAAAUUCGACAAUUUCAACAGUCUUCAUACCGGAUUGACUUAGUUACAAGAGUAUCCAACUACUUGCUUGAUACUUCCAGUAUGAUGACAGAUGAUGAGUUAUAUGCGGAAUCUUUAAAACUUGAGCCAAGGCAGCCUAGGUUAACUUCGCAGUCAAGCAUAGGUGGACUGACACCAUGGUAAAAACAAAGGAAAUGAACUCUAGAGGCCAGAUGUGAUGGCCAUAAUUUUCAUUGAUUUUAUGUAGGUUCAUAUUAGUAAUAGAAACCUUAAACAAAUAUUUUCGUUAUCUAGCAUUGAAAUCAGCCUAUCUCAACAAAUACUAAACGCAAGACAAUCUUUAGUAAUAAUCUUAGGAUUUUUACUUUUAAUAGGAUAUUAUGAGAA